Mercenaria mercenaria is the source of this 10128-nucleotide messenger RNA. Its product is annotated as tetraspanin-15-like. Gene Ontology annotation, cellular component: membrane. The coding region runs from base 7 to 861 and encodes 284 amino acids. The transcript has 8 exons. The record is from RefSeq and is a predicted model, not a curated record. NCBI's taxonomy places the organism in Eukaryota, Metazoa, Mollusca, Bivalvia, Venerida, Veneridae.
GUCAAGAUGGCGGUCGAGUUUGAUGGGGACCGAAUGCUGAAAAACAAUCACAAUGCUAACUCUGUGCAUCCAAAGAGACCACUUUGUGCUUGCACGUCAUACAGCUGCAACAAACUCUUCUUGUUUUUAUAUGCAUGUUUCUUCGUGGUUAUUGGAGCUGGACUCCUGUUAGUGGGAGCAUGGAUUGAGUUGCAGAACAAAGACUAUGAGUCAGUAAACAAGGUGCUGUUUAUACCGGCCAUUAUGUUGAUGGUGGUGGGCUUUGUGAUAAUGAUCAACUCUUUGUUGGGCGUGGCUGGUACUGUCAGAGAAAAUACCUGUCUCCUCAAAACUUUUCUGGUGAUAACAGUGCUGGCAUUUUUUACUCAAGUUGCAAUAGGUGUGUUUGCAUUUAUCCAUAGACAAAAGGUUCCUGAUUUAGUGAGUGACAAUUUUAUGUUCCUUGUUGAAGAGUAUCACCAAAACCAGUAUUACAGAAUGGCCGUGGAUCAUGUACAAGUUGGGUUUCAUUGCUGUGGAUUUGAUUCCUACAUGGAUUAUGAUAAAAAUAUGCAGUACAUGUGUGGAUCAGUAUUACCUCAGCAGUGUGGAGUUCCAUGGUCCUGCUGUAAAAAACCUAAGGAAGGUGCAUUCAAAGUGAAUUGUGGAUAUGGGACAAGAUUUAAUUCAUCUAUGCCUGUAGACAAGAUAAACACAAUGGGUUGUACAGAUACAUUCCUGGCAUGGCUGAGCUGGAAUCUAGAUAUGGUUGGCAUUGUGGGACUUGGAUCUGCUAUUCCACAGAUUGUUGGUAUUUUGUUGGCUUAUUUCUUUGUGCGUCAAGUUAGGGAAAUGCAGAUGUGGUAUCGUGUUGGUAUGUAAAGGGAUGAACCAGACAGCAGCAAACACAGUGGGCAGGAUGAUGCAAAAAAAAACAUAAAUGUUUUAUUUGAGCCUUUGGAUAAUCAAGGUGUAGCAGGAGAAUAUUUUAUUGGGCUAGAGAUUAUUUGGUAAUGGAAAGAAACCGUAAUUCAGUGUUUCUGGAAAAUGUCUUGAAAUAUUGACAUGUAUUCAAAAAUGUUUUGCUCUUAUUGAAUAACUGGAGUAAAUCUGGUGUUGCAAUUUCGUAAAAUUUUACUUAAAAAAGAACAUUUUAUCUGUACUUAUUACAUUGUUACAGAUCGACCCAUUAGUGCAUCAAGGUGCUAUUUACAAUUAAAUAAUGAAUGCAGAUAGCACCUUGAUGCACUAAUGGGUCGAGAUUUGUCUUGGAUAUAAAUUAUAUACAGGUAUUAUUUUCAGUAGACAAUUAGAAAUAUGUUUUAACAUAAAUAUAUUUAUGUUUUGUAUAAAUUCACUUUUGCCAUAGAUAAAUACACACAUAUGUCUAAUGUACUGUAUGUUUUGUAUUUAAACACAUUUCAUAGAUUAAUUGCAUACAUGUCUGAGGUAAAAACAUACAUGUCUCAUAUAAGUACACAUAUGUUAAUCACUCAGAGAAUGCUGAAGAUAAAUACAUGUAUGACUUAGAUUAUAUAUGGAUUUGUCUCGCAUAAUAAUUUAUUUAUCACAAGGUACUUGCUUGUAACACAGUCUUUCUGUUGUGAUACCGAAAACAUUUUUAUAAUUAUACUUUUUACAGUUACUGUAUCAGGAUAUUGUGAAAUCUUUCAAUUUUGUGUGGUCGUAUAAUUUCGUGGUUUUGGCAGAAAUAACUAUUUCAUGGAGGGACAUAAAUAACUAAGUUUAUUUCAACGUUAAAGAUAAAAUAAAUGGAAACUGCUAUGGAUUGUUGUGAUUCGAUAGCUUGGAUUUGUCUAACUAUGAAAUCCAUUAAAAUGAUUCCCCACAAAUAUGAAUGAUUUCCCAGUAAAAACAGUAAUAUUUUGAAAGGGAUUACCUAUAAACUUAUACUUUUAUAUUUUAAUGUACAGUGUUACUUGAAUGCAUGUUUUUGCUUAGCCUUAAAUCUAACAUUAGUUAAGAUCUCUGUGUAGAUAUUUACUGUCAUUAAUUUCAAGAAUCUCUGUGACAGAAUCUCCUCUUUGUACUGUAAUGAUUGUUUGCUAUAAUUUACUUCGUUUCAGUAUAUUUACCUUAACACAAUGUCUGACUGAAUAUUCGACUCAAGGGUAAUUGUUAAGAUGGUAACAAAACCUCUACCCCCAUUCACACAUACAACCAGUAUUAGAUUAUUUUUUCUAACAUACAGCAUUACACAAAUAGUUGAAAAAUAAAAAUUAUUAUUCUUUGGAGCUAGGUUCAAUUCAUGAAAUUAAGUGCCAUCAAGGAUUUGUUUCUUGUAUUGUAUUUUUGUAAAGCUUUGAUAGAUCUAUCCAUGUUCCAGAAGAAUAGCCAUUCCAGUUAACACCACAAAUUUUAUGCAAACAAAACGAUUUUACAGUAUGGACAUGAGAAAUUGGAUUAUUUAGAUAUUAUUAUUGGUAUUUGUUGUUUUGGUUUUAGCUUAGAACUAAAGAAAGUCUGGUCUGUCUAGUGUUAGUUGCAGGAGAAUAGGAAGAAUCUUUCAGUAUAUCGGUGUACAAUUUAAGAGUUGCAGGUCAGGCUCUGGUGCAUUUGUAUCUUCAUUUUAUAUGUCCAUCUUGACAGUAUUAACUAUGGAAAUUACCUGCGGGUUGUGUAAUUAAGUUACUGGUUUUUUAACUUGAGCAGUUCUUAGCUGAUGUCACAGAAUAUUAAUAUGCGUAAUAUCUCAGCAGCCAUAUUGUUUCUGUUGUUCUGGUAUUAUGGCCCAUUAGCUACUCGAAAUCGCGAAAAAUUGAGUAGAAAAUUGACAGUGUCGUCUUAGUAAUUUUGGAGUAUUUGUUCUUUGGGUUCAUUAUAAAUCUAUGCCAUCUUCAGAAAUGAGAUAGUCCAUAGUUGUGGUUCCUGAAUUAGUCAAAAUUGAGAAAGUAUAAUUAUGUAUAAAAGUAUUAAAUCAGAAAGCAGUGGAUUUAUUUAAGAAUUAAUUUGCUGUGUAAGGGAACUGUUGUGACUUACAAUGCAAUUAAAAAUUUUUGUAUUUUUGUUCUUUGAAACAAAAUGAAAAGACAAGCAGUAAUUAUGUGCAAUAUGUUACAUAGGAAAAAGCCAAAGAAAUCCAUUUGAGCCGCGCCAUGAGAAAAUCAACAGUGCAUUUGCAACCAGCAUGGAUCCAGACGAGCCUGCACAUCUGUGCCGUCUGGUCAGGAUCUAAACUGUUUGCUUUCAAAGCCUAUUGUAAUUAGAGAAACCGCAUGGAUCCUGACCAGACUGCAUGGUUGCGCAGGCUGGUCUGGAUCCAUGCUGGUAGCAAACGCAAUAUGUUGGUUUUCACAUGGCGUAGCUCAUUUAAUAUUUACAAUGUAUUGCUUGUAUUCACAUGUGAAGUUUUCAGAAAUAAUCUUGCAGUCCAUAUUCAUCAUGGUUUUGCCAAAAUACAAGCUAUGCAUCAAAAUGGAAUGUUUACAUAGGCUGUAGGUUUACUUUUCCCAAAUUUUUACCCAAAUGGUGCUAUAGGAGGCCCACUUUUUUGUACAUUGUAAAUUAAACAUUGUGAUAUGAUAGUUUGAGUUAUAUUUAUCACCAAGAUACCAACUGUCAAAACAGCCAACAUGGAUUUUAGUGAAGAUUUGGUCUGUAUUUUACUGAUAUAAUGAACAUAAACUAUUGAAAUUACGACAGUCUUGAGGUUUUGUUAAAGUAUGUAAAUAAUUUAACCUUAAAAUUGUUUGAAUUUUGUUUAGUGUAAUAUUUUUGUCAUUCAUUUAAAUUAUUCAUACCAAUGACAAACAUUGUAUAAAUUCUCAUUCCCAUUUCGCUUUACAUUAUCAAUGCAUAAUAUUGUGUUGUGUAUAUUUAUAUAAUGUUACACAUUGUCACUCUAAUUUACAUGAUAUGUUUAUGUUUUACAUGUUGCAUAUGAGCAUAACUUACCAAAACGUUUCUAGUUUAAGGCACUAAAAUGCUGUUGUUUCUAAAAUCCAUUAUAAAUAUAUUCAACUUUAUUUGUUUGAAGGGGUACUGUAAAAACAGAUAUUUUUGAGAGACAAAAAUUUCACAAUUUUUAAAACUGAAAUGGUUUUACGAGGUAGAAUACUCACGAUAAAUGGCCUUGUGAAAAAUACGUGCUAUUUAUAAAAAUACAAAAGGUUAGUGAAAUUAUAUCCAUUGCACUUUGUCAUUUUAGACAUGCAGCCAAAUUGUUUUUAUAAUUGAACAGCAAUAUUAGUUGUGUUGAGUAAUUGUACUUAUAAGUACACUUAUCUAUAUGACCUGUUUACUUACUAACAAAGCUUGCAAAUACUAAUAAUGGUAAACACACAUAAGUUGAUUUUAAGCAACUGAAUUUGUGAGUGGGCAACAAAAACAAGUAUGUGGAGAGAAUAUCUUAAGACAUAUUACUUGGUUAUGGUAGAUUACUUGGUUAUGGUUUAAAAAAAAAAAGAUUACAAAACAUGCUUACCAUGACAUAUUUAUUUUUUUCAUAUACAAUAGAAAAUGCAAUUUCAUAUGUGGAUGGGUAUGCAUAUGUUAAAGGAUUUCAUUCUUUCUUUUGAUAAAUGUCUUAAGGCAUAAAAUUCUGACUGAUACAAGGUAUUCAACCAAUUUAGCUGUAAAUGUUCAAAGUAUACACUAAUGAAAUUAAAAUCUGAAGUUUUUAAUGUGAAAAGUUACCUGUAGGUUGCAGCUUGAUUAAAUUUAUCAGAAUUAUUUAGCAAACAUUUCUGUAUUUGGAUUAACUACACAUAUGUAAACUCAUACACAUAUUGAAAUCAAAAACUCUCAUUAACUACUACCACAUUAGUAUUAACUCACCUAUGCACUUACUAACAGCACAGUAAAGUAUAGUGACACCAUAAAACAUACAUUUUUGAACAAAAUCAGAUGUUCCUAAUUAUAAGAGAGUUCCAAGAUGGUGUAAUAAGCUGAGGCGUUUGAAAAAAAAAAACAACGGAAAAAUCGGCACUUUGAAAAUAGUUGUUGUAGUAAAUGUUAAAAACCUAAGCAGUUUAUACUUUAACCCCAAAUUUCCUACUUCAAUUACAGCAUGUUGUAGACUACAAAAUAUACUGUUGGAAAUCCCACUGCUACCACCCCUCAGGAAUUUGAAUAUCAAAAAGAAAAAGAGAUAUAUUAUUAUUUAUAUUUAUAAGAGAUAUUUAUUACAUAGAAUUAUAUCAUUUUCAAAUUUUGUAUCUUGCACAUUUCAUCUCUUUUGCUUGCAAUCAUUUUCUUGCUUGCCAGUGUAAUUUUUCUAGUCUUGAAGCCAAGGGAAAGGACCCAUAAUGACAGCUGGCAAAUAACGUAUUCUCUGUAAGCAAUUUUGCCAGUCUCCAUUUUGUUACUGAAAACCACGUGUUGAGCUAUUUAGGUCCAAGCAAUGCCAAAUUGCAUAUCGGUAAUGAGGAUACGUAAUUAUGUCUCCCCAAGGAGACAUAUUGUUUUUGCCCUGUCCGUCCGUACGUCACACUUCAUUUCCGGGCAAUAACUGGAGAACCAUUUGACCUAGAACCUUCAAACUUCAUAGGGUUUUAGGGCUGCUGGAGUAGACGACCCCUAUUGUUUUUGGGGUCACUCCAUCAAAGGUCAAGGUCACAGGGGCCUGAACAUUGAAAACCAUUUCCGAUCAAUAACUAGAGAACCACUUGAUCCAGAAUGUUGAAACUUCAUAGGAUGAUUGGUCAUGAAGAGUAGAUGACCCCUAUUGAUUUUGGGGUCACUCCGUCAAAGGUCAAGGUCACAGGGGCCUGAACAUUGAAAACCAUUUCCGAUCAAUAACUAGAGAACCACUUGACCCAGAAUGUUGAAACUUCAUAGGAUGAUUGGUCAUGAAGAGUAGAUGACCCCUAUUGAUUUUGGGGUCACUCCGUCAAAGGUCAAGGUCACAGGGGCCUGAAGAUUGAAAACCAUUUCCAAUCAAUAACUAGAGAACCACCUGACCCAGAAUGUUGAAACUUGAUAGGAUGAUUGGUCAUAAAGAGUAGAUGACACUUAUUGAUUAUGGGAUCACUCUGUCAAAGGUCAAGGUCACAGGGGCCUGAACAUUGAAAACCAUUUAUUAUCAAUAACUAGAGAACCACUUGACCCAGAAUGUUGAAACUUCAUAGGAUGAUUGUACAUGCAAAAUAGAUGACCCCUAUCGAUUUUGGGGUCACUCCAUUAAAGGUCAAGGUCACAGGGGCCUGAACAUUGAAAACCAUUUCCGAUCAAUAACUAGAGAACCACUUGACCCAGAAUGUUGAAACUUCAUAGGAUGAUUGGUCAUGAAGAGUAGAUGACCCCUAUUGAUUUUGGGGUCACUCCGUCAAAGGUCAAGGUCACAGGGGCCUGAAGAUUGAAAACCAUUUCCAAUCAAUAACUAGAGAACCACCUGACCCAGAAUGUUGAAACUUGAUAGGAUGAUUGGUCAUAAAGAGUAGAUGACACUUAUUGAUUAUGGGAUCACUCUGUCAAAGGUCAAGGUCACAGGGGCCUGAACAUUGAAAACCAUUUAUUAUCAAUAACUAGAGAACCACUUGACCCAGAAUGUUGAAACUUCAUAGGAUGAUUGUACAUGCAAAAUAGAUGACCCCUAUCGAUUUUGGGGUCACUCCAUUAAAGGUCAAGGUCACAGGGGCCUGAACAUUGAAAACCAUUUCCAGUCAGUAACUUGAGAACCACUUGACCCAGAAUGUUGAAACUUAAUAGGACGAUUGGUCAUAAAGAGUAGAUGACCCCUAACGAUUUUGGGGUCACUCUGUGAAAGCUCAAGGUCACAGGGGCCCGAACAUUGAAAACCAUUUCCGGUCAGUAACUUGAGAACCACUUGACCCAGAAUGAUGAAACUUCGUAGGAUGAUUGGUCAUGCAGAGUAGAUGAACCCUAACGAUUUUAGGGAAACUCUGUUAAAGGUCAAGGCCACAGGGGCCUGAACAUGGAAAACCAUUUCCAAUCAAUAACUUGAAAACCUCUCGACACAGAAUGGUGAAAUUUCAUAGGAUGAUUGUUUAUGCAGAGUAAAUGACCCUUGUUUUUGGGGUCACUCCAUUAAAGGUCAAGGUCACAGGGGCCUGAACAUUGAUAACCAGUUCCGAUCAAUAACUUGAGAACCACUUGACCCAGAAUGUUGAAACUUCAUAGGAUGAUUGAACAUGCAGAGUAGAUGACCCUAAGGAUUUUGGGGUCAGUCUAUUAAAGGUCAAGGUCACAGUGGCCUGUUCAUGUAAAAUCAUUUUUUGGAAAUAACUUGAGAACCACUUGACCUACAAUGUUGAAACUUAAUAGGAUGAUUGGACAUGCAGAGUAGAUGACCCCUAUUUAUUUUGAGGUCACUUGAUCAAAGAUCAAGGUCACAGGAGCCUGAACAGUGACUUGAAAACCACUAGGCCACGAGUGUUGAAAUUUAGCGGGAUGACUGGACAUGCCAAGUAGAUGAUCCCUAUUGCAGCCAACCAUCAGUGUCUCUUUGACUUUCGCUCCUGACCCUUAUUGACUUCUUGCCUAUAGGACUUUGCAUUGGGGGAGACAUGCACUUUUUUACAAAAGCAUUUUCUAGUUACAGGUAAAUUGCCAAGUGUCAUCGUGGGCCCAAUACCUUAAUUCUUCUGCAUUUAUUUUGCUUGUUUUCAUUCAUGAAUAGUCCAGUGCAAUAUUUUUAGCAGCUUGUUUGAGAGAAGUUAUUGUAAAAGACAGGGUAGUCCAAUAUAUUUUUUUUGCAGUUUUUAGGAAUUCUUUACGUAGGUGUUAUCUUCUUCCGAUGAUUUUAGAAGGUUUAUUUUUUACACCAAGAAGGAAUUUGCUAAUUUACAUCUCAAUUUCUAGAAGGGCUGAAUGCAGAAUAACCAUUUAUUUGCUUCUGGUAGUGUAAUUUUUUGUAGUGUUUUCAAAUUGCACUUACGAGUCAAAACAUUGUAUUGAGUGAUAAAUGUGACGGCAUAUAAAGCAAGACUUUUAUAAAAUGAUAUUGCCUAGAACAGCCAUUUCAUCUUUUCACUUAAGUGUAGUAAGAAAGUUGUUUUGGACAUAUUUUGUAUAUCUUGGUUUGUACAGUUAAGAAUAACAUAUCACCAAAAUUCUAUUUUUCCAUACCUUUGUUGUUCAAAUGGAAAACUAAUUUUGCUUUGAGUCUCUUUUGUUGUUUUGUUUUAAUUUUAUUUUGUUAAAGUAACUUCAAUACAUUCACAUGUCUUUUUUUUUGUGUAUUCCAUUUUGUUCUAAUUGUGAUUUUUUGUUUACAUUUUUGUUAUAUAUUUGUAUUGUAAAGUAAAUUUUGUUUCUCAACAUAGGGUUGCACCAGUUUUUAGGUAAAUACUUAGCAACAGGACUUGUACUCAUUAUUAACCUUUUUAUUCCUUAUUAUUGUAAACCAACUACAAAUGUCCAUUGACAGAUUAAACUGAAACUAUUUUCUGGUUGUACUUUAAAUUGUCUUAUUAAACCACAUUGAACCAGCAAUAUCUAUUUGUAAUAGUUUAGCUUUGUAUUGAGAAAUAACAUAUUGUAUUACUGGAGGACAUACUGCAGGACUUAGACAUAUUGCAUGACUUGAUUUUGUUUGUUAGUUUUGGGUUUACCAUAGUUUUUCAACAGUAUUUCAGUUAUGUAACGGCAGGCAGUUAACUUAACCGGCGUCCCUGGAUUCUGUACCAGUACAAACCUGUUCUCUGCAAGUAACUGCAGACUUCCCCACAUGAAUCGGUGGAGGACGAAUGAUUUCAGACAUAAUGUCUUUUAUCAAAUCGUCACGGAGAACACAUGCCUCGCCCAGGGCUCGAACUCACAAUCCCGUGAUCUGUAGGUCUGCGCUCUCCCUAUUGAGCUAAGCGGGCGGGCUUUGCAUGGCUUGAGGAGAGCAAUACUACUCUUACGAAAGAACAAGUGCAUAUUUCUCAAUACAAAGCUCAUCAUUUAUGGAAGGAUAUUUAUAGUUAACGAUAAUUAUACACUUUUUAUUUUGGUAAAAUUGAAAAAAAAUGUUUAUGGACUUAUAAUAUGACAAUGAUUAAAAUGAUGUCACAGCAUAUGAAAUUUCCUCAUGAAUAUGGAGUUUGAAAAAAUAGGACAACUUGUAUUACCAACCAUCUUGUAGAUACUGGAUAUGUAAUGUUAAACCAGUUUUGUACUGUUACAUAAUUUGAAUGCAGCAUUCUGUUAUAAGUCCAGCAAUAAAUGCACUGUUACCUAAAAACAAAAUGACUCGUAAUUUCACAGGUUUUUUUUUAAAUUGUUUAAAUUCUGUUGCAAUAGCUUGUGUCAUAUUGAUAUAAUAUGUCAAAAUGUUGAAUUUGCUGGAUGAAUGAGAGACUUUUAUAUAUUUCUAUAUUUUACUUUUAUCAGUCUUUAAUUAAUUUACUGUCCCCUUACAUGUGUUUUAACCAGGUUUGGAGGAAAAUUUUUAUUCCUAUUAACAGGGAGGUGCAAAGCUAGACUGAAUGAGUAUUGAAUAUACUGUAAAAUUAGAUAUUUUCAUGAGGCUAAAAGUUUUUACUGUUUGUAAAAUUAGAAUUUAAGAAGGUAGAAUGUUGGCAAUGUGGUAUAUGAAGGACUACAAUAUUAUAAAAGCACUUCACAAGUAUUUAUUUUCCACAACCAUUUACCAAAUAUAGUAAUAAUAAAUCUCGCAUGGAAAUUUCUAUUUUACAGUACUAAAACCAAGAGUUAUAAAAUAAGGUUAGAAACAAACAUUGCUGUUGUAUGUAUUCUGGUAAACUGCUUGGUUGAAAUCAGAUGGAGCUCAAGAUUACACGAAACAAGAUCAUUAGAUAUACUGCUGUUUGAUCUACCUUGUCAUGUAACAUGCAGGCUGAUUUUAGUCUGCAACGGUCGCAAAGGCAGAAUUCCUUGCCACCUAUUGCCACUCUUGGAAACCUUAAAAAUGCAGUAAUCUUGCGGAUGUUGCAAAAUAAAGCCACAAUUCACAAAAACCUGUUAAGAUUAGGUGGGUCAAACAGUAAUUUAAAAAUGUCCGGAAAAGUAAUGCUUUAAAUUAUGAAGAUUUAUACAUUCUUUAGCUGUACAGUUGUUAAGAUAUGAAAUAUUGUAAGAUAGAACAUAUAGACUUGUUUAUAGAUAGUUUAGUCUAGAGCUUAGUUUAGUUUUGUUGUUCUUGGUCUAGUCUACUUUGUCAUCUCACUCUACCUCACUGUGAACCUUGAUCAAAGUCACGAAAAUAAACACACUAUAACACAA